Molecule: messenger RNA, 1932 nt
Organism: Zasmidium cellare ATCC 36951
Lineage: Eukaryota; Fungi; Ascomycota; Dothideomycetes; Mycosphaerellales; Mycosphaerellaceae
Exons: 2
Coding region: 1-1932 (643 amino acids)
Biological process (GO): translational elongation
Molecular function (GO): translation elongation factor activity; GTP binding; GTPase activity
Source: RefSeq, a predicted model, not a curated record
AUGGCCACGAAAGCAGAGCGCUUCAAACCAGCGCCGCAGACCCCGCAAGAGCGGCGGGCAGGCGAGUCUGCCUUGAGUGACUUCGCCGACUACGUGCAGCAGCAACAGGCGCUCCGCAAACCCCCCAUAUCCGGCAACACAGCCUCCAAUGGCGCCCCAAAGCAAGAGCAUGCCGAGCUUGACAUCCUCGACACACUCGACCUAGCAGACGACAAGCCCAAGGUCCGAUUAAAAGACCUUCUGUUUGACCAAACCGACACGAAGGAAGACAGCGUCAAACAGCUGGAGGGUCUCAUCAAUGACCGGCUUGAUGAGGGAAGAGGCGAGUGCUUGUUCGACGUCGGACUUGAGGACAAUGGAGAUAGUCAACUAUUGACCGAGCCAGAGUGGGAAAGUGCUCUGGCUCGGUUGAAGGAGGUAUUGGAGAAGCUCAAAGCAGACUGGAAGGUUCUCAUGACGAAGAAUGUGCCUAACAGUGAGGUCGACGUUGGAAACGAGACGAAGAAAGAGCGUGGAUGCGUGGGCAAACUCAUGAUCCGUCGGCGGCCGACUGAUGUGGAUGACACCAUCGAGACACGAAUAGCGGUGGUUGGGAAUGUCGAUGCCGGCAAGAGCACGUUAUUGGGUGUCUUGGUGAAGGGCGGUCUCGACGAUGGCCGUGGCAAGGCGCGUGUAAAUCUCUUCCGUCACAAGCACGAGAUCGAGAGCGGCAGAACAUCUUCUGUGGGCAUGGAGAUCAUGGGCUUCGACACAAAGGGAGAAGUUGUCGUCUCUGGCGUGCCUGGAAGGAAGCUCAGCUGGGAAGAGAUAGGAAAGCGAAGUGCGAAAGUCAUUUCCUUCACCGACUUGGCUGGACACGAGCGAUAUCUACGGACUACCGUAUUCGGGCUGCUAUCUAGCGAGCCGAACUACUGUCUCCUGAUGGUAGCAGCCAACAACGGGCUGAUCGGUAUGUCCAAGGAACACUUGGGAAUCGCGUUGGCCCUGAAUGUCCCUGUGAUGGUGGUCAUCACGAAAAUCGACAUGACACCACCUCAUAUCCUUCAGCAGACGCUCACCCAAUUGACGAAGAUAUUGAAAUCGCCUGGAGCUCGAAAGAUUCCAAUCUUCAUCAAGAACAGGGAGGAGUGCAUCAACACUGCGACCCAGUUCGUGAGCCAGCGGAUAUGCCCAAUCUUCCAGGUCUCGAAUGUCACUGGAGAGUGCUUGGACUUGGUGCGAGAGUUUCUCAACAUACUCCCACAUCACGGCAAGUACGACGUCGACGCUCCAUUCGAGUUCCACAUCAACGACACCUUCUCGGUUCCUUUCGUGGGGACGGUGGUGUCUGGAGUGGUCAAGUCUGGCGUGGUACAUGCAGGUGACACUGUGCUCGUUGGACCUGAUAGCUUGGGUCAAUUCACGUCUACCACGAUUCGUUCGAUUGAACGAAAGCGAAUAGGCGUGCCAGCCUGUUCUGCCGGUCAGAGCGCAUCAUUCGCCCUUCGUCGGGUCCGGAGAAAGGAUGUGAGGAAAGGCAUGGUCGUUCUACUUGCCAAGUCUGACACCAAUCCGAACUUGCCAGCGGCGCAGCCCAAGGUCCAUCGAGAGUUCGUGGCCGAGGUUCUAAUCUUGUCGCACGCGACGACAAUCAGGACGAAGUACCAGGCCAUGCUCCACGUUGGGCCCGUUUCUCAGACCUGCGCGAUCAUUGAUAUCGACAGAGCGUACAUCCGAACUGGAGACAGGGCGACUGUGGCAUUCCGUUUUGUGCAGCGACCUGAGUUCCUCGCAGUCGGUGACCGUAUCCUAUUCCGUGAGGGCAGGACGAAAGGGUUGGGCAUCGUGAAGCAGGUCGGUUACGAUCCUGCGAAGCCGCUCAACCCGAAUGCCUCGGAAGACAAGGAGACGAGUGAGGAGGAUAGUAGGGCGACAGUCAGUGCUGCGGCCUGA